Spinacia oleracea (spinach) is the source of this 1749-nucleotide messenger RNA. RefSeq names its product protein FAR1-RELATED SEQUENCE 5-like. Lineage: Eukaryota; Viridiplantae; Streptophyta; Magnoliopsida; Caryophyllales; Amaranthaceae. The record is from RefSeq and is a predicted model, not a curated record. The transcript is spliced from 5 exons. Bases 1 to 1749 code for a protein of 582 amino acids.
AUGGAUAGAUUAAGGUUUAAAUGUAAGAAGGGAGGGGUUAAAAAAAGUGAAGGGUCUAAUGUUACUGGUUGCAAAAUGUUUGUUUAUGGUAGAGUGAAAAAUGGAGAGUUCGUACUUGUUAGUUGUGAUUUAAAGCAUAAUCACCCUCUAAGUCCCGAUUGUAGUAGAAUGAUGGUUAAUUAUAGAAGCAUUGAUGGACCGACCUUUGAUAGGAUAAUGAUAAAUGAAAGGGCCGGUGUUAACAUCAGUAGAAACUUCGGGACGCAAUUGAUUGAAAAAGGUGGUUUUGAUAAUAUGACGUUUAACAAAAAGGAUGUGAGGAACGCCAUAGCUGUUGAACGUCGUAAAACAAUGUUUGAAAAAGGAGAUGUUGCGGGUCUUGAAGAGUAUUGUAUGCCAUUUGCUCCCUUUGUUGGCGUCAACCAUCAUGGUAAAUCGAUAGUCUUCGCUGCCGCUUUAAUCUCACACGAAGACACUGAAUCAUUUAUUUGGGUGUUUGAGGAAUGGCUGAAGUGCACGGGGAAGCCUCCCAAAGGCAAGCUUGCAGAAUGGAAAAGCAUUGAUACACUCAUCCGAACAGCUGUCCACGAUAUGCUUGAUCCUAAUGAGUUUGAUGAGGUUUGGUGCCUUGUGAUGGACAAAUAUAAUCAACGUGGUAAGGGGUGGAUGCAGGAUGCGUAUGAUAACCGUCGGCAAUGGGCACCAGCCUACAACAGAGGCACAUUUUGGGCUGGAAUGUCAUCUACCCAAAGAAGUGAAGGUAUGAAUCGUUACUUCAAAAUUCAUGUAAACUUAAAAUGUGGAUUAGUCCAGUUUAUUAAGAACUACGAGUUUUGUAUGAAUAUAAAGGUUGAGGAAGAGAAGGAGGAUAAUUUUGAUAGUGUAGAUACGCCUCCUCAACUUGAUGUGGAUAAGAGUGUGUUAGCCGAGUAUGUUUUCCAUAAGGUUUACACGAACGCGAUGUUUGCUGAUGUUGUGCAUGAGCGUAAAGGUUUAACCCACACAAAUGUUACCAGAACUGAUUCACUAGAGCCACUUGUAUUGUAUAGAGCAGAUGAGAAACUAACCUCCCCCCAUUGGAGGAAAAGGUAUAAGAGCUAUAAUGUUAAAGUAGAUAAGGUUAAAGGGGAGCUAAGCUGUUCAUGCCAGCUAUGGAGGAAGCAAGUUAGGUCAUACGAGAGCAUUAGGGUUUCAUACUAUGAUCCGGAAGAAUCUAAACGGCUAGCAAAAGCUAAAGAGCUCACUCAAAGGCAUAAUUAUUUGAGAGAAUUAGCCAUGCAUAAUGAGGAAGCCUACAAGUUGUAUACGGAAGCUACUGAUGCCCUUAGGAUAAAAAUGGAGGAUGUGGUGGGUAUUCGAAAGACUGGCAAUGUAGGGGAUAAUUCAAUUUGUUGGUGGGAUCCCGAUGCACGUAAUGUGUUUGGUCGUCGUAGGUUAUGCCCAAGAGAGCAUAAUGAACGCGCCCUGAAAAGGGUAGCUCAACCUCCUGAAGAAGGUGUGAUUAAAACACCCGUUGACAAGAGGCAUGAACUUAUCAGGUCUACCUAUGGGCAUAUUCCUAGCUACCGGGAUAGACAAGAACACGCGAACAACGUUCACGACGCACGUGUAAAUCUUUCUUACAAUGGACCCGUGUUAGAAGACAUUCCUGAAAGCUCUCAAAUUAAUUUGUCCGAAGAUUUAUCUCAAACUUUUGAUUACGAUGCGUUUGUAUGGCGCAAAAGACCUGGAGGCCGGAUGACGUUGUAG